AUGGCAGGUACGGAUAUCAAGCCUGUCAACCAGGAUGAGAACGAAGUUCCCACCUUGAAAGACCUCAAAGAUGCAAUUCCGAAAGAAUGCUUUGAGUCCUCCCUUCCGAUUUCUCUCCUAUAUCUGGCUCGGGACAUUAUCUAUUGCGCAGCUUUGAUCUAUGCUGCACUCCACAUCCAUCUUCUGCCUUCUCUGCCUUUGCGGAUUGUGGCUUGGGCCGCCUACACUUUUUUCCAAGGCUGUGUUGGAACUGGACUUUGGAUUCUUGCCCACGAAUGUGGUCAUGGCGCGUUCUCGAAGUAUCAGACUCUGAACGACUUCAUUGGUUGGGCUACACACUCGUUCCUUAUGGUUCCAUACUUUUCCUGGAAGAUCACCCAUGCUCGCCAUCAUCGCUACACUGGACACAUGGAAAAGGAUACGGUUUUUGUCCCGUGGACUGACAAGGACUUGGCUUCGAAGAAGAACUUGAAGAUUGAACAGCUGAAGCAUCUUGCCGAAGAGACUCCAAUCGUCUCAUUCAUGCAACUCAUUGGACAUCAAUUGAUGGGAUGGCAGCUGUACCUGUUCCUGAAUGUGACUGCAGGCUUGAAGAGCGGCCCGGAAGGCAAAGGCAAAGUGGAAUUUGCGAGUCAUUACAACCCGUCAAGUGCUCUCUUCGGACCUUCGCAAUGGAAACUGAUCGCCUAUUCCGAUAUCGGCCUGUUGACCAUGGGCUCUAUUGUUUGGUACACUGGUACUAUUAUCGGCGCGUGGAACAUCGUUCUUCUUUACGUGAUUCCGUACAUGUGGGUUCACCACUGGUUGAUCGCUAUCACAUAUCUUCAGCACACUCACCCUGCUGUUCCACACUACACCGCAGAGGCCUGGACCUAUACCAAAGGAGCAUUGGCCACUAUUGACCGGACAACCGGAUUCAUUGGCCGCCACUUCUUCCACGAAAUCAUUGAUUACCAUGUCGUUCACCACCUUUUCAGCCGCAUCCCCUUUUACAACGCCGAGAAGGCUACCAAAGCAAUCCAGCCGAUGCUUGGCGAGAACUACCACGAAGAGAAAGAAGAGAGCUUCUUGUACUCGUUGAUGGUCACGUUCCGGAAGUGCAUCUACGUUUCGGAAAAAGGACGACCUAACGCACAGCCUGGUGUCCUCCAUUUUGUUCUAGGCGAUGACAGCAAAUGA
Penicillium soppii is the source of this 1179-nucleotide messenger RNA. Its product is annotated as oleate delta-12 desaturase. The record is from RefSeq and is a predicted model, not a curated record. Gene Ontology annotation, molecular function: oxidoreductase activity. Bases 1 to 1179 code for a protein of 392 amino acids. NCBI's taxonomy places the organism in Eukaryota, Fungi, Ascomycota, Eurotiomycetes, Eurotiales, Aspergillaceae. Gene Ontology annotation, biological process: lipid metabolic process. The transcript is spliced from 3 exons.